AUGGUCCGGGUGGCCAUGGCUCCACCCCACCCCUCCCGCUCCCGCUCCUCCUAUGUGGGUGUUUUGGUCGGCACCAGUGUCCAUGUGUCCGUGACUGACCUCCAGCUCACCGAUUAUUCCUCCAACCCCCUCGAAAUCCUCCACUCCCACCACCUGAUUGCUGCCAUGGCCCUCCAUUAUAAUAUGGUGGUCAGCAACCGGUGGUGGCACCUCAACCAUCAUCUGGGGCUCUAUCUCUCCCCUGCUGCGGCCGCCAACGCAGCAACUGUUCAUCCGAUGGAGGACUUCAUGCCCGUGGAGGGCAUUGAGGCGUAUGUGGGUGUGUCGGUGGGCACCAGUGUCCAUGUGUCCCUACAUAUCGCCCCCCGCAUGGAUGAAGAGUCCGUUCCAUUUCCGCUGUUGCUCCUGCCUCCCAUGGCUCCCACGGCAUCACCUCCCUCCAGGUUGAGCUGGCGUGAAGCCGCUCCCUAUCCGAGCCCCUAG
Penicillium bovifimosum is the source of this 483-nucleotide messenger RNA. RefSeq lists its product as uncharacterized. NCBI's taxonomy places the organism in Eukaryota, Fungi, Ascomycota, Eurotiomycetes, Eurotiales, Aspergillaceae. The coding region runs from base 1 to 483 and encodes 160 amino acids. The record is from RefSeq and is a predicted model, not a curated record. The transcript has 3 exons.